AUGCCCGGCUUCGCGCAAGCCUCAGACCUGAACGCCUGGUCGUCCCUCCAGGACCACCACCAGAAGCUCGGAAAGGAUAUUGUCCUGAAGGAGUACUUCCAGAAGGACCCCAAGCGUUUUGAGAAGUUCAGCCACAUCUUCAAGAACGAUGCCGAGGACUCCGAGAUCCUCUUCGACUUCUCGAAGAACUUCAUCACUGAGGAGACCGUAAAUCUCCUUGUCGAGCUCGCCAAAGAGGCCGGCCUCGAGCAGCUCCGCGAUGACAUGUUCGCUGGUAAGAAGAUCAACUUCACCGAGGACCGCGCAGUCUAUCACGUAGCUCUCCGCAACACCUCCAAUCAGAAGAUGGAGGUUGAUGGCAAGAGCGUCGUCGAGGGCGUCAAUGAGGUCCUCGAGCACAUCAAGGAGUUUACAGAGCAGGUUCGCAGCGGCGAGUGGAAGGGUUACACAGGCAAGAAGAUUGACACCAUUAUCAACAUUGGUAUUGGUGGUUCCGAUCUCGGCCCCGUUAUGGUCACCGAGGCCCUCAAGCCUUACGCUGACCGCAGCCUUAAGACCCACUUCGUCUCCAACAUUGACGGAACUCAUAUCGCUGAGGCACUGAGGGACUCCAACCGCGAGACUACUCUCUUCCUCAUCGCCUCCAAGACCUUCACCACAGCCGAGACCACCACAAACGCCAACACUGCUAAGUCUUGGUUCUUGGAGGAGGCGAAGGAGGCCGAUAUUGCGAAGCACUUCGUCGCUCUCUCCACCAACGAGGAGGAGGUCACCAAAUUCGGCAUUGACAAGAAAAACAUGUUCGGUUUCUCCGACUGGGUCGGUGGACGCUACAGUGUCUGGUCUGCCAUUGGUACAAGCGUUGCUCUGUACAUUGGCUAUGACAACUUCCACAAGUUCCUCGAGGGCGCCCACGCUAUGGACAAGCACUUCAGGGAGACUCCUCUCGAGAAGAACAUCCCCGUGCUCGGUGGUCUGCUGAGUGUCUGGUACUCUGACUUCUUCGGUGCCCAGACCCACCUUGUAUCUCCCUUCGACCAGUACCUUCACAGGUUCCCUGCCUACCUCCAGCAGUUGUCCAUGGAGUCCAACGGCAAGGCCAUCACUCGCAGCGGUGACUACGUCAAGUACACCACCGGCCCCAUCCUGUUCGGUGAGCCCGCGACCAACGCUCAGCACUCCUUCUACCAGCUGCUCCACCAGGGCACUAAGCUCAUCCCCACCGAUUUCAUCUUGGCUGCCAAGAGCCACAACCCCGUCCAGAACAACAAGCACCAGAAGAUGCUGGCCUCCAACUUCUUCGCCCAGGCUGAGGCUCUCAUGGUUGGUAAGACACCCGACCAGGUCAAGGCUGAGGGUGCUCCCGACAACCUUGUCUCCCACAAGACCUUCUUGGGUAAUCGACCCACCACAUCCAUCUUGGCCGACAAGAUCACCCCCGCCACUCUUGGUGCUCUGAUUGUCUACUACGAGCACCUCACCUUCACUGAGGGUGCCAUCUGGAACAUCAACAGCUUCGACCAAUGGGGUGUCGAGCUCGGCAAGAGCCUGGCCAAGAAGAUCCAGGCUGAGCUCGAUGACGACAAGGAGUCCAACUCGCACGAUGCCAGCACAAGCGGUCUCAUCAACGUCUUCAAGAAGAAGUCUCAGUUGUAA
Molecule: messenger RNA, 1656 nt
Organism: Macroventuria anomochaeta
Lineage: Eukaryota; Fungi; Ascomycota; Dothideomycetes; Pleosporales; Didymellaceae
Product: glucose-6-phosphate isomeras-like protein
Exons: 5
Coding region: 1-1656 (551 amino acids)
Biological process (GO): glycolytic process; glucose 6-phosphate metabolic process; gluconeogenesis
Cellular component (GO): cytosol
Molecular function (GO): monosaccharide binding; glucose-6-phosphate isomerase activity; carbohydrate derivative binding
Source: RefSeq, a predicted model, not a curated record